AUGUCCGAAUCCGCUACCCCUGUUGUCACUCCUCCACCUCAAAGACUGUACACUGUAUCAUGUCAUUGUGGAGGUGUAAAGUUCCAAGCUCAGAUGGAGAAGGAGCUUACAAAGGGACAUAGAUGUAACUGUUCAAGUUGUUUCAAGACUAGAAUGUGGGUGCAUCCAGUCAGUGACCUGAGCACAUUCAAGAUGAUGACACCAGAGGAGAACGUCUCCCAAUACGUCUACAACACAAAGAUGUGUGAGCACUACUUCUGCAAGACCUGUGGCACCCAGACACACAUGAUGGGCGACUGUCCAGGAUAUGGCCGCUACAUCCUCGCCAGUAUCAACUGUCUCGAGGAGCUGACCCAAGAGGAGUUCUCCAACAUCAAGUUCCGCUACGCCGAUGGAAUCAACAGUAACUUUAUGGAUGUACCAAAGUAUACCAAUCACCUUUAA
This is a messenger RNA of Acytostelium subglobosum LB1, 444 nucleotides long. RefSeq lists its product as hypothetical. Bases 1 to 444 code for a protein of 147 amino acids. NCBI's taxonomy places the organism in Eukaryota, Evosea, Eumycetozoa, Acytosteliales, Acytosteliaceae. The transcript has a single exon. The record is from RefSeq and is a predicted model, not a curated record. Gene Ontology annotation, molecular function: carbon-sulfur lyase activity.